UAAAAGCUUUUAGCUGAGACCGGAGUGGACAUCAGUCGACAAAGUCUGCAACCAACCAACCAACAUGAAUUGUACUACCCUGAGUCUGAGUCUUUGCGUCCUGCUGGCCGUUGUGGCCGCAAUCGUCGUCGAUGGCGCCUCCCAUGAGAAUCGCCAACGACGCGGCCUCUUCAGUGGACUCCUAGGAGGUGGAGGCUACGGUCAACAGCAUGGAGGCUAUGAUAACCAAGGAUACGGAGGCUAUGGUAACCAAGGAUACGGAGGGUACGAAAACCAAGGAUACGGAUACAGCGGAUACAAUCAGGGGUACGGCGGAUAUAACCAAGGAUACGGGGGUUACGGCGGUGGUUAUUAAAUCUCGAGAAAAAUAUUAAUUGUUAUUUAUAUUAUUCUUGAUGUUCCUUUGUACCAUAAAAUACUAUGAUUCAAUGAUCUGUAUUUCGCCAUUUCAGUCAGAAAAUUGGUACAACAUUUUCAAUCAUAUCUGUAUAACUGCUAUUGUGAUUAAAUUUUCAAAUCAUUUAAAGAAAUAAAACACAAAUUUAUUUACAUUA
Daphnia pulicaria is the source of this 554-nucleotide messenger RNA. Its product is annotated as keratin-associated protein 19-2-like. The transcript is spliced from 3 exons. The coding region runs from base 65 to 355 and encodes 96 amino acids. The record is from RefSeq and is a predicted model, not a curated record. NCBI's taxonomy places the organism in Eukaryota, Metazoa, Arthropoda, Branchiopoda, Diplostraca, Daphniidae.